AUGGUAGGUGUGCAUGGGCUUCCACCGAGCAGGACUCGCGCUGUCGGUCCCUCCAGAGGACCAAGGAGGACGCAACGGGCGCUCGAUCUUAGCAACCAGCUGACAGGAUUUGUUGUUGUUACGGGGAGGAGGACGCGCGGAGAGGGAUUAAAUCGUUAAAACCGGUAACCCCAAAGCCGGUGCCAUUUGUAUGGAUACACCAUGGCCACGUUUGAGUGCAGGGUUCAGUUUUUAGAUGACACCGAUCCUUUUAACAGUACAAAUUUCCCCGAGCCCACGAGACCGCCGCAUUACACGUUCCGGGAGGAUAUCCCGCUAAUCAAUCAAGUCGCCGGGGUGCACCGACUCCUCCAUGCGCCGCACAAGAUAGAUGACUGUGUAUUGCAGGUGUCCCAUAAUGGUUCCUAUCUGGACAUGGAAAUGUCUUUGGCAGAGCAGAGAGACGAGCUGGAAGGAUUUCAGCAGGGCGACAGUGGAGGGAGGGGGAAGAAACACAGUAUUAUUCUGCGUUCUCAACUGAGUGUGCGUGUGCACGCAUGCAUCGAAAAGCUGUACAAUUGCAGUGGGAGAGAUCUGAGAAGGGCAUUGUUCUCACUCAAACAAAUUUUUCAGGAUGAUAAGGAUCUUGUGCAUGCAUUUGUGAUGGCAGAGGGACUCACCUGUUUAAUCAAGGUUGGAGCUGAGGCUGACCAGAACUACCAGAACUACAUCCUUCGCGCUCUGGGUCAGAUCAUGCUGUAUGUGGAUGGAAUGAAUGGGGUCAUCGCUCAUCCGGAGACCAUGCAGUGGCUCUACACUCUGAUUGGCUCAAAGUUUCGUCUAGUAGUGAAGACGUCUCUGAAACUGCUGCUGAUGUUUGUGGAAUAUUCAGAAUCAAAUGCCAGACUGCUCAUUCAAGCUAUCAGUGCUGUUGAUACAAAGAGAGGGCAGAAACAGUGGUCCAAUGCCAUGGAGAUUUUAGGUGAGAAAGAUGGAGUAGACACAGAGCUGCUGGUGUAUACCAUGACCCUCAUCAACAAGACACUGGCCUGUCUGCCUGAUCAGGACUCUUUCUAUGACCUGGUGGAUGUGCUGGAGGAACAGGGUAUGGAGACUGUGACCAACAGACACUUCACACGCAAAAGCACCGACCGAGACCUACUGGAACAGCUCAACAUCUAUGAGGCAUCUCUUCGUCAUAAGGAUGGUGAUGAUGACCAGGCCCUGCCCACUGGUGGUCGUGAACGUAGCAGGUCCAGUGUUGGUGGUACAGAGGGGUGUGGCCUGGAGAGACGUCGCAGUCCUAGGCACUCAUUGGGCAGCACAGGCCACUCCUCCCCUCACCAUCCACACCAACAGCCCUUAAGCAGACAGAGGAAGGAAAAUAUGAGUGAGAGCGGUGCGUCAGACCACCCCGGCAGGGAGGAGGAGGAGGAUGAGAGGAGUGCUCAGGUGACCAGGGGGUGCGCUGUUGAGCAGCCAUCUCUGCUGGUCUCUCUGAUGGCCCACCGCAAGUCUUGCAUCAGUGUCCCGCCCUCCUCCGAAGUGACUCCGCCCCUGCGUGGCUCUGCCCGCCCCCUCCAGUACCUCCCCUACCUCCCCCACUCCCCAUUUCACCUCUUCUCCUAUGACACAGAGGAGGAGGCGGGGCCUGACCAGAGGAGCAGCGCCAGCCAAGGAAAGUCAUUAUCUGCUCUUAAUUCUCCAUCUACACCUGUCUAUCCACAGACUGUUAGGCUUCCUCAGGGGGGACUACUCUCCUCUUCCUAUCGGCAGCAUCAGGAGUCUCUGGCGGCCGAGCGAGAAAGGAGGAGGAUUGAACGAGAGGAGCGACUGCAGAGGAUAGAGAGAGAGGAGAGGAAUCGCUACAGUCGGGACUUUGUUGUGAACAUGGAGGAGGCCAGACAGGCCCGAGAGGAGAGGUUUAAGGCUGCUGAGCGAUUGGCUGUGCAGGAGUAUGAGAGAGAACGUCUGCUCUCUCCUCCUCGUGGACUCACUCAGAGCUCUUCACAUGCCUGUCAAUCACCACAGAGUGACACGCCCUCUUAUAUGACCUCACAAAAGGACCAGGACACAUCUCUUACGUCAUACCCACCCUCCGAGCCAGAUCAUGAGCAUGAGCCGCACUAUUGCACCAGUCCAGAACCAGAACAGCAGGAAGAUGGACCUACAGAACCAGAGGAAGAACUGGACCAGGAAGCAGAGGAGGUCACCGCCGAGCAGGAAGGAGGCGAUGUUGAGCAACACGCUAUAGAGGAAGAGGAGGAGCUUGUAGAGGAAGAGGAGGAGCCAGAGCAGCAGGCUCUGGAGGGAGAGGCAGAUGAUAGCGGGAUCUUGAGUGACAAAGAACGACAGAAUGAAGACGUGAACGAGAAAGACACCUGUUCAGCCUCGAGCAUCUCCUCAUCCGGCAGUGCCCUGGAGAGGGACGAGAGGACACAUGGCCACAGUCCAGAGACAGGUGAAGGAGGACAGACAGGCCCGAGCGAGAAGUCAGACUGCGUGACUGAUCAAUGCAGCAACAUCCUCAACAACAAACUCUUCAUGUUGGACAUGCUCUACUCGCAGAGUAAGAAACACACCCAGGAGGAGGAGGAGCCAGCAGAGCUAGAGAAGGAAGGUGGGACUGGGGAGGGGCUAUCUGUGGUGGGUGUGUCUGAGCCAAAUGACGAGAGCGGCUGUAAGAAGGUAGAGGGUACCAUGGUGCGUGCUUUUGCUGAGCGCUUUGGAGACCUCGUCAGAGGCCUGAGCUCUCCACCAAUCGAAACACAAGAGCACCCUGAGAAGCAGCCGCACGCUGCCCCAGCCCCGCCUCCUCCCAAGACAGAGUCUGACUGCAUCUGGGAGCAGCUGAUGGGUCCUCGAGAGCUGCGCAUCAGGGACAUCGACUUCACUGAUUUAGGUGACGAGGACGAUAAAGAUAUCUUGGAUAUGGAAGGGUUAAUUGGAUCUGGGAACCAGCCCCCUCCCCCUCCUCCUCCUCCCCCUUGCCCCUUUAAUCUGCCCCCUCCCCCACCGCUGUUCGGUUGCCGCCCACCCACUCAGCCACCUGGAACCCAGAUGCCCCCACCCCCACCCAGCUUCUCCUGUCCCGCUCCCCCACCACCGCAGGUCCAGUCAGGCUCGCCCCCUCUGGGUCGGACGGAUCCUCCACUCUUCCAGAAAAGGAAGAAGACCAUCCGUCUGUUCUGGAGUGAGGUACGUCCCCAGCAGUGGCAGUAUCUGGGCCACCGGCGAGGACACCUGUCCGUCUGGGCCAAACUCGAGCCAGUCAAACUCGACACGGCCAAACUGGAGUACCUGUUUGAGAGCAAGUCCAAGGAGCUGCCAGUAACCAAGAAAGCUGCAGCAGAUGGAAAGAGGCAGGAGGUCAUUGUUCUGGACUCCAAACGCAGCAAUGCCAUCAACAUUGGCCUCACGGUGCUCCCGCCCCCCCGCACCAUCAAAACCGCUAUCCUCAACUUCGACGAGUAUGCACUAAACAAGGAGGGCAUUGAGAAACUCCUGACCAUGAUUCCUACAGAGGAGGAGAAACAGAAGAUCCAGGAGGCUCAGCUGGCCAAUCUGGACGUGCCGCUUGGCACCGCAGAGCAGUUCCUGCUAACGCUGUCCUCCAUCAAUGAACUCUCUGCUCGCUUACAGCUCUGGGCCUUCAAGAUGGACUACGAGGCCGCCGAGAAGGAAGUGGCAGAGCCUCUACAGGACCUGAAGGAAGGCAUGGAACAGUUGGAGAAGAAUAAGACUCUCCGCUAUAUACUUUCCACUCUUCUGUCUAUAGGCAACUUCCUGAAUGGAUCAAAUGCUAAAGGGUUUGACCUCAGUUACCUAGAGAAGGUUCCUGAGGUGAAGGACACAGUUCAUAAACAGUCCCUACUACAGCACACCUGCUCCAUAGUGCUGGAGAACUUCCCUGACAGCACUGACCUCUACUCAGAGAUAGGAGCAGUGACCCGGACAGCCAGGGUGGACUUUGACCAGCUGCAGGAGAACCUUACACAGAUGGAGAGACAUUGCAAAGCAUCAUGGGACCAUCUGAAGGUGAUCGCCAAACAUGAGAUGAAGCCAACGCUUAAACAGAAGAUGUCUGACUUCCUGAAGGACUGUGCUGAGAGGAUCAUCAUCCUUAAAAUAGUACACCGUCGACUACUCAACCGGUUCCAUGCAUUCCUGCUGUUCCUUGGCCACCCGGUGUACGGCGUGCGGGACGUGAGCGUCCACCGCUUCAGCAAGAUCAUUAGCGAGUUUGCUCUGGACUAUCGGACCACACGCGAGCGCAUCCUGCAGCAGGAGCAGAAACGCGCUGACCACCGCCAGAGGAGCAAGACCCGGGGCAAGUUGAUCAUGAAUGUCACCGCUGUGAGUGAUGAUGAAGACGACACUGAGUCGAGCCAGGUAGCUGGGAGCAGUGCUAGUGGCAGCAGCGCCCCUAUUGGAGGGCAGUGUGAAGUGCAGGGGCUGGGCCAUGUGGCUGAUGCAGCCUCGCAUGUGCACAUGAAGGCAGUUCUGAAAAGCAGCCUGCAGGGCGGCAGCACUGAGACGUGUGGAGUACCAGGUCUACGCACACGCACCCGCGCAAGAGCCAGCAGAGGUCGUACUGCCUGGGUGAGUGCAGUGGUUAACGAGGACUCUCAGGCAGAUGAGGCGGCUGAUGAUAUCAUGGAGCGACUCGUACGCUCUGCAACACAGGGCCCGCAGGAGCGCACGCAGCCCCGUGAACGCAGACGGUCCCGUGCCAACCGCAAAUCACUCAGAAGGACCCUGAAGAAUGGUUUAACGGCAGAGGAGAUCCAGGCUCUGGGUCUAGAGGCCACUGACAUGUCUGUGUGAGGAUUCACAUGGAUUAAUAUGUACUCCACACACACUCCUUUCACACUGUCAGCCACACACACACACCCCUGUCCUCACCCUGAACACACACUCUCAGCCCCCAACAGGCCCAUACACAAUCAGAUACACACCAGCCCUACAUACAUUUAUAUAUACAGCAGCCCCCCUCACACUCUGAUAUACAAACCAGAUGAACACACUUUCAUCAGCUCCACAUAUACUCUGUGAUACUCACCAGCUCCACACACGUCCACAGUGAUACUCUGUACCACAUCCACAGUGACUCUCUGGACCACAUCUAGUGACUCUGUACCACAUCCACAGUGACUCUGGACCACAUCCAGUGACUCUGUACCACAUCUACAGUGACUCUCUGGACCACAUCCACAGUGACUCUGUACCACAUCCACAGUGACUCUCUGGACCACAUCCAGUGACUCUGGACCACAUCCAGUGACUCUCUGGACCACAUCCACAGUGACUCUGUACCACAUCUACAGUGACUCUGUACCACAUCCACAGUGACUCUCUGGACCACAUCCAGUGACUCUGUACCACAUCCACAGUGACUCUGUACCACAUCCACAGUGACUCUCUGGACCACAUCCAGUGACUCUGUACCACAUCCACAGUGACUCUGUACCACAUCCAGUGACUCUGUACCACAUCCACAGUGACUCUCUGGACCACAUCCAGUGACUCUCUGUACCACAUCCAGUGACUCUGUACCACAUCCACAGUGACUCUUUACCACAUCCACAGUGACUCUCUGGACCACAUCCAGUGACUCUGUACCACAUCCACAGUGACUCUGUACCACAUCCAGUGACUCUCUGGACCACAUCCACAGUGACUCUCUGUACCACAUCCAGUGACUCUGUACCACAUCCACAGUGACUCUUUACCACAUCCACAGUGACUUUCUGUACCACAUCCACAGUGACUCUGUACCACAUCCACAGUGACUCUGUACCACAUCCACAGUGACUCUCUGUACCCUGAUGCAGAGGAUCUGAUGUCCUGCUGUCCUCACCCUCCACGUCUCUUGUGUUCCUCGCUGCUUCCGGUGUAAUGUAUUGAAGGAUGAGAGCUGUAUUGGCCCAGAGAGCCACUGGUCGCAGUUUUGUUCUGUUACUCUGAACCACCACUGUGGGACUGACCUAUGCACCUUACUGCCAAUCAGUAUGUGGGAUAUUUAUGGAUUUCUAUAUCUUUGUGAACUGUAGCAGUAUUUAUACAUUUUAGUAAAUAUUACACUUAAUGUGUAAGACUUUUAUAGGAUAGGCAUUUUGGAAAUAUGGAGAAAAUUUGAAAUUGUAUCAAUUCAGUGUUAUUUUAAUGCUAAAAGAAGUUUGUACACAAUGGCUAAAUGGUUUCUUGGUUCUGAAGUUUAUUUUAUGUGCUCAAGGUUUUGUCAUUUCUGCAGAAUGCUGUACUAUAUAUUGAGAGCAGGAUUUGAUUUUAAAUGUUUUAUUAAGAUCUUGAAUGGACACUAAAGUGUUGCUGUUCUCCCCCGUUAUCUACACUACAUAACGCUGUUCUCCCAUGUUACCCAGACUACAAAAUGAUGUUCUCCCCUGUUACCUAGACUACAUAACGCUGUUCUCUCCUGUUACCUAUAUAACAUAACACUGUUCUCUACUGUUACCUACAUUACAUAAUGCUGUUCUGUCCUGUUACCUAAAAUACAUAAUGCUGUUCUCUCCUGCUGAAUGAAUUACAGGGGUGAUUUUAUAUUCUACAGUCUGUAUAAUCCAAAUGAGUGUUUUGGUUUUGGUUGUCAUUUGGACUCACGUAUUAGGUGAUGUUAAUCGCCUGCCUCUAUCAGCAAGGGCACCUGUGCAGAACCCACUCGGACCCAUGUAGAACCCACUCGGACCCAUGCAGAACCCACUCGGACCUGUGCAAAUACUUUUUUUGUUGUUUUUUUAUGCUUGUAUCAUGAAUUCUGGCAGCUGAAUCCGGCUUACCUGGUCACACUCUUUUACAUGAUGGUUUCCAGUUUUAAAUGGUCUGUACACACAGUUCAGCAAUAAAUAAUUUUUUGAAGCACA
Electrophorus electricus (electric eel) is the source of this 6860-nucleotide messenger RNA. RefSeq names its product formin homology 2 domain containing 3a (gene fhod3a). The record is from RefSeq and is a predicted model, not a curated record. NCBI's taxonomy places the organism in Eukaryota, Metazoa, Chordata, Actinopteri, Gymnotiformes, Gymnotidae. Gene Ontology annotation, biological process: cardiac myofibril assembly; sarcomere organization; cortical actin cytoskeleton organization. Gene Ontology annotation, cellular component: cytoskeleton; cytoplasm. Gene Ontology annotation, molecular function: actin filament binding.